Aspergillus novofumigatus IBT 16806 is the source of this 1127-nucleotide messenger RNA. RefSeq lists its product as uncharacterized. NCBI's taxonomy places the organism in Eukaryota, Fungi, Ascomycota, Eurotiomycetes, Eurotiales, Aspergillaceae. The coding region runs from base 405 to 1055 and encodes 216 amino acids. The transcript is spliced from 2 exons. The record is from RefSeq and is a predicted model, not a curated record.
UGCAACGCUUGACGAACCCAAAGCCACACCAGGGGUAGGAUAGGUAAUUUCUAAACACAAUCUACCCCUUCAAAUUACCACUACAGCGAAGAUGAUAGACCUCUGUUCAUCCUAUUCAGAUUUCAGCCGCAGUCUCACCAGCCAUUUCCACUCCCACCUUGAAAUAUGUGGGAUGGGUAAUGAGGAAUGAAGACUCUUGUUGCCCCUCUGGUGAUGAAGAAGUGUUGACUAGUGACUAAUUAUCUCAUAAGCAUUACCCGCCUUCCAUUUUAAAAUCAUAUAAAGAGUGUGUUUGAAGCCAGUACCGCUUAUACAUCUUUAGAUCUCUUCCUCUGAGGACUCAUACUGUCUGUUAUAAAUUAUGAGCACCCGGUAGAAGUACAGGGCACACAGCGCAGCUCACAAUGAAGCCAACUCAUCUCUACAACUCUCUCGUCUUCCUCGUCCUCCCUACCCUGGGCUACGCGGCUCCAGCUUCUACCACCACCCAGCACCAGGCCCGAGACGUGAAGAUCACAGCAGCGCAGAUCGAGGCCAUCGCACCCAAGUCCAAGUCGUGCGCGGACGCGCCUGCCCCGGGCGAAUGUGCCACGUCCGACCAGGCUGCGGCCAACAUCGCCAAGUCAUUCGAGACGUACAAGGUGACGUCGGUUGCGGAGCAGGCGGCCGUGAUCGGGUUGAUGGCAUUUGAGAGUCUGGAUUUCGAGUACAAUAGGAACCAUUUCCCUGGUGUUGCGGGGCAGGGGACUCGGAAUAUGCAAUCACCUGCAUUCAAUGCCAAGUACGCGGCUUCGCUGCCGGCUCUUGCGGACAAGUUGAAGGGUGUGUCUGGCGACCCGGCGGGUGUCCUUGACUUGUUGCUGUCGAACGAGGAAUACGAUUUUGGUUCUGGGGCCUGGUUCCUCACCACGCAGUGCUCGCAGGAUGUGCGGUCGGAGCUGCAGUCUGGUUCGCAGGGUGGGUGGGAGAAGUACAUCACCAGUUGUGUGGGGACGGAUGCGAACGAGGAGCGCAAGGCGUACUGGACGCGGGCCGUGCAGGCGCUGGAUGCUUAAGAGUUCUUUGGAGGAGCGAGUUUGGAUUUCGACUAAUGGGUUCCAAUUGAGCAUCAAUGCAGUGUAUUCUUU